AUGGAUCGUCAAAACAAUCACACAGUAGACAUUCUCAUUGUCGGAAGCGGCGCAGCCGGCUUAGCAGCAGCUGCUACCGCCACAAUCUCUGGGUUGAACACCAUGCUCAUUGAGCAAACCGACAAGAUCGGGGGCACGACCUCCUACUCCGGAGGCACGAUAUGGAUCCCCGAAAAUGAUAUCUCCAAAGAAGCCGGCAUCGAUGACGAUCGCGAAGACGCUGCUCGAUAUCUAGAGGAAGCUCUAACUGCGAACGGAGGCGCUGGGCCAGAGUCCGGCUCUAAACGCAUCAAGGCUUUCCUCGACCAUGGUCCUCGGAUGGUAGAUCUUCUCCGCAGCUCAGGUUUCAGAUGGGAACCCUCCCCUAUCCCCGAUUAUCACCCAGAGAUGAAGGGCGCUAUGGUUAUGGGCGGGCGUACGCUGGACCCGAGUCCUUUUGAUGCUGCGACACUGAAGAGAUGGGCUCAUCACUUACGCGAAGCCGGGCAUUCUGCGCCAGUGACAUACUUUCACGACUUCUGCGUCCUCACGCAACCUUACGCAUCGAUUGUUGACUUCUUUCAAGCCUACUGGAUGCGAUUCCGGGGAUGG
This is a messenger RNA of Colletotrichum truncatum, 591 nucleotides long. RefSeq lists its product as uncharacterized. NCBI's taxonomy places the organism in Eukaryota, Fungi, Ascomycota, Sordariomycetes, Glomerellales, Glomerellaceae. The record is from RefSeq and is a predicted model, not a curated record.